AUGGCGGCUAGUUUUGUCCUGAGACCCAAAUUUCUCGUCCGGGCCGCAGUUCUCUCUGCUGGUGCCUUUGCGGCAACCGGACAGACGGCACAUGCAGAGGAGGCAUCAGGUUCUCCGUCACAAUUAACUGGCCUCCCCCGCAAGCCAAUCUACGAUGACGACCUUCCCACCGAGUCCGCGGCUCCGUCCCUCAUCCACGCAGAACCCUUCUCUCCAUCCACGAAGCGUGGUCCCACCCCGACCGAUCGCCUCGCCUCCUAUGUCAAAGAGGUCCGGUUGCAACUCUACAACGGCGCCUCGGCCACCGAAGAUUACACCAACAAAACACUCACAUCCGCCCUCAACAUGGAGAACACGAUAGCCACCACCAUCGCGUCCCUCGCCCCUCCGCAAGGGUCACAAGAGCGCCUCGUCCCCGGCCUCCUAACCGUCCUCCUCUCCGUCAUGGGCUCGUCAAUCCUCGCUCGGAACCGAAACAUCUUCUUGCGCGCCUCGUUCCCGGUCGCCGUGGGUGUCGGAACCAUGUCAUACAUUCUACCCGCGACAAGCCGCAAUGUCGAAGGGUUGGUGUUGAAAUGGGAAGAGAAGGUGCCGGGGCUGAAGGAGGGGCAUGAGGCGACGAAAGAGCGGGUAGAGCGGUUCAUUAGCACCGGUAGGGCGCAUGCAGGGAUGGGUGUGGCCAUGUUGGAAGAGAAGAUUGGCGAUGGGCGCAAAGCGGUGGAAGAAUGGGUCAGCAAGGGCAGGUAG
Eremomyces bilateralis CBS 781.70 is the source of this 747-nucleotide messenger RNA. RefSeq lists its product as uncharacterized. Gene Ontology annotation, cellular component: MICOS complex; mitochondrial crista junction. Gene Ontology annotation, biological process: cristae formation. NCBI's taxonomy places the organism in Eukaryota, Fungi, Ascomycota, Dothideomycetes, Eremomycetales, Eremomycetaceae. Bases 1 to 747 code for a protein of 248 amino acids. The record is from RefSeq and is a predicted model, not a curated record. The transcript is spliced from 3 exons.